AGGGUCGCCUGGAUUGCGCCCUUCAAAGCAUUCCUUCCCUUCUGCUAUCGACUUCUCGCGUUCGUUUACAUCGUAUCUCUCCCUAUGGGCAGGGUGCAAUCAUGAUGGCAAAAUACUUUUUCCUCGGUCUCAUUUUAACGGCCGUCAGUGCCAGUAGCAGCGUCUCCAAUCUUGAAGGAACUUGGACGACUAAGUCCCGCCAGGUUGUGACAGGUCCGGGCUUCUAUGACCCAAUUAACGACAAAUUCCUUGAACCAAAUCUCACCGGCAUCUCAUACUCGUUCAGUGCGGAUGGCCAUUACGAAGAAGCAUACUAUCGGGCCAUUGCCAAUCCCCAGGAUCCUUCCUGCCCAAAGGGGAUCAUGCAGUGGCAGCAUGGCACCUAUACAGCUAAUGGUGAUGGUUCCCUGGACCUGACUCCGAUCGCUGUUGAUGGACGCCAGCUCUUAUCAGAUCCAUGUUCGUCUCCGCAGGGAGCCUAUACAAGAUACAACCAAACCGAGCACUUUGAAUCGUUCACUGUUUCGGUGGACUCAUACCAUGGUGUCCAACGCCUCGACCUCAAGUCCUUUGACGGAUCGCCGAUGCAUCCAAUGUAUCUUGUGUAUAAGCCGCCGCAGAUGUUGCCCACCCAGACUCUGAAUCCCCUAGGCUCCGGCAAACGUAAACGCCAGGUUGGGGAUCCCGAAGGUCGAUUCAACAUAAAGAACCUGGUCAGCAGCGAGAAAGUUGGCGACCCUAACAACUGGUUAUGGCUCGGUAUCUUCAUGACGGCACUUGGCGGUAUUACCUUGCUCCGUUCUUAGAAGGCUAUGAGACUUUGCAGGUAACAAUCACGGCGCGACACGAUGAAUGGUUGGUCUAUGAACGGAUCUGGAGUUCGGAAUAUUAAUGGGAAGGCAAUCGGGAUGGGAUAACCAGGAAUUGCACUACUGGGAAUGGCAUACGGCAUGGCGCUGGGAACUUCUUCACUUGGAGCGCUACAUGGUCUCUCUUUAAUUUUGCCACGUAGCUUGCUUGUUUCGUUAUAAAUGACUUCGCAUUCAGCCCCCACGAACUGAUCAAUAAAUUGCCUCUGACCCUUGGUUAG
Aspergillus ibericus CBS 121593 is the source of this 1090-nucleotide messenger RNA. RefSeq lists its product as uncharacterized. Gene Ontology annotation, biological process: 'de novo' protein folding. The transcript has 4 exons. Lineage: Eukaryota; Fungi; Ascomycota; Eurotiomycetes; Eurotiales; Aspergillaceae. Gene Ontology annotation, cellular component: endoplasmic reticulum membrane; endoplasmic reticulum. The coding region runs from base 105 to 806 and encodes 233 amino acids. The record is from RefSeq and is a predicted model, not a curated record.